AUGUACCUCAGAGAGGAAGAAGAAGAAGAAGAAGCAAAAGAAAGAGAAAUGGACGCAGAGAAGGCUAAUAAAAAUGGGCAUCUCUCUUCCUCUUCCACCGAGCAGCACGAGCGUUGUCCGGUGGAAGAAGUAGCUCUCGUGGUCCCUGAGACCGACGACCCAACUCUGCCGGUGAUGACAUUCAGGGCAUGGUUCUUGGGUCUGACCUCAUGCGUCCUCCUCAUCUUCCUCAACACUUUCUUCACAUACCGCACGCAGCCGCUCACCAUCUCCGCCAUCCUCAUGCAAAUCGCCGUCUUGCCCAUCGGAAAGUUCAUGGCUCGGACUCUCCCCACAACUUCGCACAAGCUCAUGGGAAAAGAAUUUAGCUUCAAUCCAGGCCCUUUCAACAUCAAGGAGCACGUCAUUAUCACCAUCUUCGCCAAUUGCGGCGUCGCUUACGGUGGUGGUGACGCUUACUCCAUCGGAGCCAUCACCGUCAUGAAAGCUUACUAUAAACAGAGCCUUACCUUCAUCUGCGGUCUCUUCAUCGUCUUGACCACUCAGAUUCUGGGUUACGGCUGGGCUGGGAUUCUGAGGAGGUACCUUGUUGAUCCAGUCGACAUGUGGUGGCCUUCGAAUCUCGCUCAAGUUUCUCUCUUUAGAGCGUUGCACGAGAAGGAAGACAAAUCAAAAGGCUUGACGAGGAUGCAGUUUUUUCUACUAGCUCUCGGCGCUAGCUUCCUCUACUACGCGCUUCCAGGCUAUCUAUUCCCAAUCUUGACUUUCUUCUCAUGGGUGUGUUGGGCUUGGCCUAACAGCAUCACGGCUCAGCAGGUUGGCUCAGGGUACCAUGGUCUUGGCGUUGGAGCCUUCACGCUUGACUGGGCUGGUAUCUCUGCUUACCAUGGAUCUCCCUUGGUGGCCCCUUGGUCCUCUAUCCUCAACGUUGGUGUUGGUUUCCUCAUGUUCAUUUACAUCAUCGUCCCUGUCUGUUACUGGAAGUUCGACACUUUCGACGCCAGGAAGUUCCCAAUCUUCUCCAACCAGCUCUUUACCUCCACUGGCCAGAAGUACGACACGACCAAGAUCUUGACUCCGCGGUUCGAUCUUGAUAUCAAUGCCUAUAACAAUUACGGGAAGCUUUACCUCAGUCCUCUCUUCGCACUCUCCAUCGGAUCUGGUUUCGCUAGAUUCACUGCAACGCUGACUCAUGUAGCACUGUUCAAUGGCAGGGACAUAUGGAGACAGACUUGGUCUGCAGUGAAGACUGUGAAGCUUGACGUCCAUGGGAAACUGAUGGAAAGAUACAAACAAGUGCCUGAGUGGUGGUUUUACAUAUUGCUGGCAGGAAGUGUAGCCAUGUCUCUCCUCAUGUCCUUUGUGUGGAAGGAGUCAGUGCAGCUUCCAUGGUGGGGAAUGCUCUUCGCUUUUGCAUUGGCCUUUAUUGUCACUCUCCCUAUCGGUGUCAUUCAAGCAACUACAAAUCAGCAACCAGGGUAUGAUAUCAUAGGGCAGUUCAUAAUCGGUUAUAUCCUGCCUGGAAAGCCAAUUGCGAACCUGAUUUUCAAGAUCUACGGGAGAAUCAGCACGGUCCACGCUCUCUCCUUCUUGGCAGACCUAAAGCUUGGCCAUUACAUGAAGAUCCCACCUCGCUGCAUGUACACUGCUCAGCUUGUUGGCACUGUGGUGGCUGGUGUGGUGAAUCUGGGAGUGGCGUGGUGGAUGCUUGAGAGCAUUCAAGAGAUAUGCGACAUCGAAGGAGUGCAUCCCAACAGCCCCUGGACUUGCCCCAAGUACAGAGUGACGUUUGACGCUUCGGUUAUUUGGGGGUUGAUAGGACCAAAACGUCUGUUUGGAGCAGGAGGCUUAUACCGUAACCUUGUCUGGCUCUUCCUCAUUGGAGCUGUCUUGCCUGUUCCUGUGUGGGUGAUGAGCAAGAUCUUCCCAAACAAGAAGUGGAUCCCUCUCAUCAACAUUCCGGUUAUCUCCUACGGAUUUGCAGGGAUGCCUCCGGCUACUCCGACCAACAUCGCUAGCUGGCUGGUCACAGGAACCAUCUUCAACUACUUUGUGUUCAAUUACCACAAGAGAUGGUGGCAGAAGUACAACUACGUCCUCUCUGCAGCGCUCGAUGCAGGUACUGCUUUCAUGGGAGUGCUCUUGUUCUUCGCUCUGCAGAAUGCUGGACACGAGCUCAAAUGGUGGGGUACUGAAGUCGACCAUUGCCCUCUUGCUACGUGUCCCACCGCUCCUGGAAUCAGAGUUAAAGGCUGUCCUGUUUUCUAA
This is a messenger RNA of Microthlaspi erraticum, 2268 nucleotides long. NCBI's taxonomy places the organism in Eukaryota, Viridiplantae, Streptophyta, Magnoliopsida, Brassicales, Brassicaceae. The record is from the annotation of a GenBank genome assembly.